CUUUUCUUUGUGGCCAGUUGCUAGCAAGCAGCAAGCACCAGCCAUUCUUGCAGUCACAGAAUGAUUAUGUUUCCAAAGCGUUAGAACUAGGAGUGAUAGACCGAGUGCCAGAAAGACCCGCAUGUGCAGCAACCUCAACUUUUGUGAAAGACAAGCUCUUCCAUGAGGCAAUUAUGUGUGACCUUAACUGUUAGCACACCAGUUUUAGCAGAACCCCGAUACAGUCAACUAAAUACACACGUACGCGCAGAGAGAGAGAGAGAUUUUGACCAAGCAUCUUGUGGGUGAGCUACCUGCCCUUCUCUCACACACACCGUGGCGUUGAAUUCUUUAAUUAAAUCACGCACCUUUGAUGGUAACUUGGGCUAUAUCGCCCAUAGCCACAUGCAAGGCAAACCCUUGAUAUAAGAAGACACCACUUCCUUUAUUAAAAACCUCACACCAUUUCUUCACAUUCACAUACAGGAUAGAAAAUUGGCUAAACAACAGUCUUGCUUGAGUUUCUUUUCACAAGAAGCACACAAAGAAGAAGGGAAAAGAUAUCCUUGAAAAGAGUAAUUUCCUAAGAUACAAGAAUACAGAAGAUGGGGCGCAUUCCUUGUUGUGAGAAGGACAAUGUCAAAAGGGGACAAUGGACCCCUGAAGAAGACAAGAAGCUCGCCUCUUACAUCGCCCAGCACGGAACCCGUAACUGGCGCCUCAUUCCCAAAAAUGCCGGGCUGCAGAGAUGUGGAAAAAGCUGUAGGCUGCGAUGGACUAACUACCUUCGACCGGACUUGAACCACGGUGAAUUCUCAGAAGCAGAGGAGCAAACCAUCAUGAGGCUCCAUGCUGUCCUUGGUAACCGGUGGUCAAUAAUUGCAGCCCAGUUGCCCGGUCGCACGGACAAUGAUGUCAAGAACUACUGGAACACGAAGCUGAAAAAGAAACUUUCAGGAAUGGGAAUCGAUCCAGUUACUCACAAGCCAUUCUCCCACCUCAUGGCUGAGAUUGCUACGGCACUGCCCCCACCGCACGUGGCCCAUCUCGCAGAGGCAGCCCUUGGCUGCUUCAAAGAUGAAAUGCUUCACCUGCUGACCAAGAAACAUGUCAACUUCCAGCUCCAACAAUCCAAUGCACCACAAGGGACCGGUACAUCCACUUGUCUCACCACUGAAAGUAAUGAGAAAGAGGACCCUGUGGAUAAGAUCAGGCUGGGCUUAUCAAGGGCCAUUCUGGAACCUGACAUGCUGCCUCCAACCAAGCCAUGGGAGCCAAUGGGGGUGCCUGCAAUGAACUUCAUAGGAGAAUGCAGUGGCUUCCCUCCAUCUACCUCAGAUUUUGAGUAUGACCAUUCAGGGUUUGGCAACAAAGGGGAUGGAUCACCUUGGAACCCAAGUAUGUGUACCGGAAGCACGUGCACUGUGGGGGACCAACAAGGCCGGUUAGAUGGAAUAAUCGAGGAAGAGAAUGAGGAGGAGUCCAAGGGAGAGAAAGAUUUAGGAAGCGGAUCCAGCAUAUUCAACUCGAACUGUAUUUUAUGGGAUUUACCAGCAGAUGAUCUCAUGAAUCCCAUCAUGUAACGGGGCUUGUCAAGUUACAGCAGGUACUAGGCAAAGAAGCAAGACCCCCUGAAAUUGAAGGAAAUAAUGAACUUCUCAAAGCAGUGAAUAAUGACAACAAAUGUACAUGAGACCUUUAUAAACUAUUAAAAUUUGUUUUGUCAAGGGCCAUUCCUUCACUAUGCAAUCACUUAUAUGUAGUU
Rhodamnia argentea is the source of this 1744-nucleotide messenger RNA. Its product is annotated as transcription factor MYB80-like. The transcript has 4 exons. Bases 585 to 1562 code for a protein of 325 amino acids. The record is from RefSeq and is a predicted model, not a curated record. NCBI's taxonomy places the organism in Eukaryota, Viridiplantae, Streptophyta, Magnoliopsida, Myrtales, Myrtaceae.